Molecule: messenger RNA, 1064 nt
Organism: Cyprinodon tularosa
Lineage: Eukaryota; Metazoa; Chordata; Actinopteri; Cyprinodontiformes; Cyprinodontidae
Gene: rpp30
Product: ribonuclease P/MRP 30 subunit
Exons: 10
Coding region: 36-641 (201 amino acids)
Biological process (GO): tRNA processing
Cellular component (GO): nucleolar ribonuclease P complex
Molecular function (GO): RNA binding
Source: RefSeq, a predicted model, not a curated record
UCCGUCAUUAGGCCGGUCCGGUUCUGUUCAUCUGCAUGUGUAGAAGCAGCAGCAGCAGCAUGUCUGUGUUUAUGGACCUAAACUUGUUAUUUUGUGCUGACAGGAAACGUCUGCAGAGCCUGGUGGAAACAGCCGCUAACCUUGGAUUCUCCACCGUCGCCAUCAACUAUGUGUUUGAACCCAAAGCCAAGAAGAAACAGGAAGUCCCCUCCCCGGUACCAAUCAGUGAGCUGAUAGGUCAGCUCCCCGUGGUGCAGGGUCGCUCUCGUCCAAUCAGAGUGCUGAACAGGCUGACGGUGGUGAUGUCAGAGGCUAAUCACUUUAGGCCCAACGCCUCAGAGUAUCGGCCCUUUGACCUCCUGGCCGUCCAGCCCACCACAGAGAAACUCUUCCAUGCGGCCUGCUUGCUGUGUGACGUCGACAUCGUCUGCAUCUCUGUGACGGAGAAACUUCCCUUCAUCUUCAAACGAGCGCCAGUCAACGGGGCCAUUGACAGAGGCGUGGUGUUUGAGGUGUCCUACGCCGCGGCCAUCAGAGACUCCACCAUGAGGCGCUACACCAUAGCCAACGCCGUCAGCCUGAUGGAGAGCUGCAAAGGAAAGAACGUCAUCAUCUCCAGCGCAGCUGAGAAGGUCAGAUGAAUCCUUUUUUCUGGUCAGACUUCAAACUUUGGGCUACUGUAGCUCUCUAACUUUGUAUUUCUAUCUUUUCUAAAGGCUUUUGAAAUCAGAGGACCUUAUGACCUCACCAACCUAGGGUCGCUGUUCGGCCUGUCAUUGGCUGAUUCUAAGGAGGCCGUCUCUUCCACAUGCAGAGCCGUUUUACUCCACGCAGAAACCAGGAAGACGGCCAGUGGCAUCAUUUACACCAUGAAGAAGCAGCAGCAGGAGGAGGAGCAGGAUGCUGCAGGCUGUGACGCUCCUGCAGCCAAACGACCUAAACAGACCUGAUCGAGGAGGCGGGCCCACCUCUGUAUUCUUCUGUAUUAUUUGUCUCGUCUUUUUUUGAAGCAGAUUCUACUCAUUAAAACAAGUUUAUAUUUCUUUGAUAGAUAAAGUUUAAAA